GGGCAGGAGGCGGGCAUGGGCGGCGGCGGCAGCAAGGCACCAUUCAGCAACACCAACACAGAUGCCGCGUCGCCGGAAAAGCUCCCGCCGCUGGAAAGGCUGCCGCCAGCGAGGUACGGGAAGCACAUCACGAUGCUGAGCAUCGACGGUGGCGGGAUACGCGGCCUGAUCCCGUUGGUCAUUCUCGAAUCCCUCGAGAAAAAGCUCCAAGACUUGGAUGGGAAGCAAGCCCGGAUAGCGGACUACUUCGAUGUGAUCGCGGGCACCAGCACGGGCGGGCUCAUCGCCGCCAUGUUGGCGGCGCCGGACGAGGAGAGGAAGCGGCCAAGGUUCAGGGUCCAGGAGAUCACCAGUUUCUAUAAAGAUCACGGGCAUAACAUCUUCAAGAGGGACGGGCUGCUGGGUCUACUGUACCGAGCUAUACCCUUGAUGCCCGUUCUGAUGGGGCCCAAGUACGACGGCGUGUACCUGCGCGACAGGAUCGAGGAGAAAAUGAAGGGCCUCACCAUGGGCGACACCCGCACCAACAUCGUGGUGCCGGCGUUCAACGUCAGAUCGAUGAUGCCUGUCGUCUUCUCCUCGUUCGGUCCCAGGCGAGGACCAUGGUCCAGACUGGCGGACAUCUGCAUCGCCACGUCGGCCGCGCCGACCUACUUCCCAGCGCACAACUUCCCGAUACGUUCUUCCACCACCAACGGCAGCCAGUACCACCACGACCUCGUCGACGGCGGCCUGGCCGCCAACAACCCCACCAUGAUUGCCAUGGCGAUGGUCGCGCAACAGAUAAAUCACUACAGGAAUCGCUACUUCCCGCCCCGGCUGGACUACGACAAGCUCAUCGUCGUCUCCCUCGGGACCACGUAUGCCAAGGAGAUAGAUAGCUACACCGCGGGGGAUGUUGCCCAGUGGGGCGCCCUCCGGUGGGUCAGAGACGGGCCCCGCCGCACCCCGCUCUUCGACAUGUUGUCCUGCGCCAAUGACUACCUGGUCAACGUCAACAUCGCCUUCCUUUUCCAUAGUAAAAAAUUCCAGAACAACUACCUCCGCAUCCAGGAUGUCACUCUGGCCAAGCGUAAGGACAAUGUGUUAUCCUUCGCCGACAAAUACAUCCGCAUCAAGUCUGUUGUGCCUCUGGAUAAGGAUAGAUUUCUGAUGAAGACGCCCAUGAAGCCAAUGGACGACGCGAGUGAGAAGAAUAUAGAAAAUCUUGUGAAGGUCGGCCAAAAGCUGCUGCAGAUGCCAGUGGCUGAGACGGACAUCGCCUCGGGGUACUACCAUUACCGCAGGAAGCUCCCAGUCAGAGGUACUAGGCAAAAGCUCCCCACAAAUGGGCAAGAGCUGCACCGCUUCGCCAAGAUGCUUUCCAAGGAGCGCAAGCUGCGCCUUAAGAAUCAAAGAGAGGGGAGAACAAGCUCUUAAUUAGCCAGUUUCAUAUUCAUAUUGCACUGUUUCAACAGAGCAGUGGCCGUCUAUGCAUUUUUAAAAUAUUCUUUCCUUUUUUUAUAAUAUGCCCAGCCCAGCUCAGCUCCAAAACGAACAAAUAAAUGCAUUACUCGCAGGAGGUAUCUCUACUAUUAAAACUACACCCAUCCAGUUUA
This is a messenger RNA of Zea mays, 1598 nucleotides long. RefSeq names its product patatin-like protein 2. Gene Ontology annotation, biological process: lipid metabolic process. Bases 16 to 1419 code for a protein of 467 amino acids. The transcript is spliced from 5 exons. Gene Ontology annotation, molecular function: monoacylglycerol lipase activity; glycerophospholipase activity. The record is from RefSeq and is a predicted model, not a curated record. Lineage: Eukaryota; Viridiplantae; Streptophyta; Magnoliopsida; Poales; Poaceae.